AUGCAUCUGAUGAAUGGGUUCAGUACAGGUGCUAAACGUCGACCAAGUUCAAAUUUUACUAAUGGUAUUCAAAAACGUGUCGAUACUCUUAUGGCACGUUACUACAACAACGACGUCGAUGCUGAGCAAUUGUUGGUUGUUAUUGCUACAAAUGAAGAUAAAAUAGAAGACGACGUCAAUUUAAAUAAAAAAAAAGAAAAUUGUCAUCAACUUCAAAUGCAAUUAAUUGAACAAUUAGAAAAACAUAGAAAACAUAUGAAAAUAUAUACUUGUUGUAAUCAAUUACCACACGAGACAUUUCCUGGAAUAGAACAUUAUUUUAAUAAUAUGACUACUGAAUUACCAUCUUCACAGACACAAUCAUUUGAUAAAACCGAAAGAACUAUAUCGUCUAAAGACAGUAAUGCAGCAACUGAUGAUGAUGAUGAUGAUGAUAGGCAUGUUAUUUAUGUUGAAUAA
This is a messenger RNA of Rotaria sp. Silwood2, 459 nucleotides long. The record is from the annotation of a GenBank genome assembly. NCBI's taxonomy places the organism in Eukaryota, Metazoa, Rotifera, Eurotatoria, Philodinida, Philodinidae.